This is a messenger RNA of Thelazia callipaeda (thelaziosis nematode), 2058 nucleotides long. The record is from the annotation of a GenBank genome assembly. Lineage: Eukaryota; Metazoa; Nematoda; Chromadorea; Rhabditida; Thelaziidae.
AUGUCAGAGACUUUUCUAAUCGAAGUUCCAACUUUUUCUGAACCGUGGGACACUGCGAAUUUAGUUGAUUGGAUCAAUUCAAGAACAGAACCAGUUAAGUCUUUACUGGAGGCAGUUGACAUUGAGAUCAAAGAAGAACAGAGUUUUCUGGACAAGACGAAGGAUGAAAUUGAGCGGACCAAGAAUGAUGAAAGCUGUUUGGACGAGUGUGUUCAGUCUUGCGUUGAACUUCGUGAACGUUUGAAAAUGGUAGUUGACGCUCAUGCUAAAGAACAACUCGUGAAGGAAUUUGAUGCGAUAGCUGUUUAUGAUAAAGCUGAUGGACGGGCUGCAGAUCUUAUCAAGAUUUUAAUGGCGCGUAGAGCAUGGAAAGAAAAUGCACUUGUUAUUGAAAAUUUAAAUGGAAGUGAACCAGCACCAGAAAACGUUGUCUUUGGUUUACAGAAAGCAUACGAGUGUUUAUCACAAUUCAGAGAUAUCCCAGAACAAGCAAAGUUUCUUGAAAAAGCCAAAGAUAUUUUUCUAAGUUGGUAUUCCACCCGUGUUGUAUUGGCAAUACAGUCGGAAAAUCCAGUUGAUGGACUUUUAUCAGUCAAGGAAAAGUACAAAAUGUUACAGAGAAAUGAAGAUUUUGAUAGCGUUAUAAAACAUUACGUAAGAGGCGAGAAUAAAGUUGAAUUUCACGUGGUUGAUAAUUUGUCCAAUUUGUUUUUGGACACACGUGUUGCUAUUAUUUCAAGUUAUAGUCGAUUACUUGAUGGAUGGGCAGAAAAAGUUCUUGAUUCUCCGAAUGCUUUCUUGUCAAAUGCACUUAGCGAAAGUAUUUUGAUCCAGAAAGCCGAAAUUAAAAGUGCUUGUACAAAUACGAUCGGUAAAACUUUGGAGCAUGAUUCUUCUGGCUCCCAAACAUUGAAGAUGAUCUUUGAAUUCAGAUCGGUUAUGUCGCAAUAUGCAUCACAUUCAACUGAUGAUGAAUACAUAACAGAAUGUAUUGUGCAGUUUGGCGAACUUUUGUUAUCGUGUGUGACCGAUGAAUACACGAAAUUGGCAACAUCAUUUUUGGCUAAUUGUUCUAAUAUAGCAAUGUCUUCUUCUUCAUCGGAUCCCUCUCAAACUCCGGCCAGCUUGGAGCAGCUGUCGAAUAGCUUUUCUCAGCUUAUUCAGGAAAGCUGUUAUUUGAUUCAGAUGGUUAAGGGAACAUUCAACAAUAUUGCUGUAAUUUUUCUAAUUCCUGCAUAUAGAGUCAUGUAUGAAAAUGUAGUAUCAGUACUAACAAAAUUUUACAAAACGCAUAUGGAUGGAAAUAAUGUAAAAGAAGAAGAUAUUCUGCGUUUAGUUAGCACGACAGGGCAACUAUUGAACUGGAUUGAAAACGAUAAGCAGCAAUUGAAGGAUAUGUUGGAACAGUUGGGAAUUGUUGAUAAAGAUAUUGUUAUUAACAGAUUAUCACAAAAAUUAUGCAGCGAAAUUUCAAACUUCCGAAGCAAAUUGUCCUCUAAAGUCGAAGGUGAUAUUAGUUUGGCAAAAGCAAGGUCAGAAAUUCGUAAAAUGAAUAAAAGAUUUAUUGUUCGCGCUGUUGAAGUUCUUUCUCGUACUUUGAUUACUGAUAUGGAAAAUGGCCUUCGAAGUAUUGUAUCAGGUGAUGAUAAAAAAAGUACUGAGAUAUCUGAAAGCAUGAAAGUACUACCAUUCGGUACUUCACCCAACGAAUUUGUUACAGCGGCAGGUGUAUCACUUCUUUCACUAGCUCACCAAUUGUCUGCUUAUGCGCAGGAUAGCUGUAUGGCUUCGGCUAUUACGUUUGCUUCAAAAAUGGAUGCUGUUGAUGAUAUUCCAUCCUGGUGGAUUGGUAAAUGUGCAGCUGCUGUGCAAGAAUGUUUCGUAGAUACAGUUGGUGAUAUCAAUGCUCACUCAAGUUCUGUGUGUCGACAACUUUCGAUUGAUUACACUUAUUUGGCGGACGUAUUCGAAGAUUUGGGAACGAAGAAGAUAUCGGAUUUUGUCGAGAUGAGACAAACUUUUGUUGAUUGUGGAUAUCUUGAAUGCACAAAACAGUAA